GAUCGGCCUGUUACUGUAUUCCACAGCAACUCCCUUGCCAAUAAAUAUGGUAACAGGUAGAUGUCCCGCAGUGAUUUGCUGAAGCAAUGAUUUGCGAGGACAGCUAUGCGCCGUCUGAAUAACACAAUUGUGGUAAUUAGAUCUAAGAUUACGAACUUUGUAUAGAUCACUUAAUUCGUGAGUUAAUACGUUCCAACGCCUGUUGUUGAAGCACCUGAUCGUGUGCAGUUGUGGAGGCCGAUGUCGUCAGUGUGUUGGUGAGCACGUAGUUCCUGUAGCGGAUAGUUGCCACACUGCUGGUCUCGUGGUAUUUUACAAAAUGGAGGUCCCUUCACAGGUACAGGUUCUGAAACAGCAACUGCAGGACAAGAACCCCCACAAGAUGGAGAACCUGAGCCAGAUACCCACCCUGGGGGACCAGCGUCUGUGUCACAUCCACCGCAAGGUGUCCCGCGCUAGGAAGAACAUCAUCGUCCACAACGAGAAGAUAAAGAUGAGGAGUGACAUCUUCGCCAAGAGCAUCGAUCGACAUAAGCAGACGGAGGACUUCCUGGGCUGGCAACGGAGCCUGCCCGUCAAGAGGUCCUUGAUGGAGAAGAGAGGUCUUCAGAAGUGCUUGAGGAGGAAGCGCGAGGCAGCGUCCCUCACGAACCAUCAAACGCUGCUGUUCGGCAUGUACGAGGGUGAGGACCUGACCUCCUUCAGACCUGAGAUUCAGUCAAUCAUCGAUCGAAUGCAUCCCCGUGAACGACGGUUGAGGAAGGUGGAGCAGAUGAAGGUGGAGGGGAAGGCGACAGGACGUCUUGUUGACUAUAAUCAAUCACUGGACAAGUUCCACACACUAAUGGAAGAUCACCACACGUUUUUGAGGUCAAGUUUUGAGAAACUCCGAGAAAAAGAUCGAACCUCCACACCAGCCUAUCUCACGAGAAGGCGGAGCACAUUUCGCCUGCCGCCUUUAGGAAACAGUAGGGUACAUAGGCUUAACUCCAGACAGCAGACGACUGAAGUUGUGGACCAUCUACCCAUUGUGUCCACACACAGACGGGACAUUGUUCAGGGAAGGAGCGACCUUGAGCCGGUGGUCCCGAGGGCCAACACAAUCAUGACCUAGGUGGGUCCAGUGUUGUGACGAUGUUAGGAAACCACACGAAGUUAUCUUGCUAGGGCUGCUGUGUCACGUGCUGCCACUGUUGUAACAAGUGUUACAUACACCCCCCAGUCGGACUGGUGCAUGUUUAUAGACUUGGUCAAAUCUGUUUGCAAAUUAAUAUUUGACAGUCUCCACGAAUGUUAUUUUUUCAUGAGAGAUAACCGCUCAUAAAUUAUCCUAUCAAACUGGUUGCCCCACGUCGGCCUUAAAAUGUAACACCGCGACCACCUUCUAUCGAAAUCACAUGAAUAGUAAUAAAAUCCUCCACACCUUG
This is a messenger RNA of Haliotis rufescens (red abalone), 1427 nucleotides long. RefSeq lists its product as uncharacterized. Lineage: Eukaryota; Metazoa; Mollusca; Gastropoda; Lepetellida; Haliotidae. The coding region runs from base 320 to 1114 and encodes 264 amino acids. The record is from RefSeq and is a predicted model, not a curated record. The transcript is spliced from 2 exons.